Molecule: messenger RNA, 4257 nt
Organism: Cricetulus griseus (Chinese hamster)
Lineage: Eukaryota; Metazoa; Chordata; Mammalia; Rodentia; Cricetidae
Source: RefSeq, a predicted model, not a curated record
AGAUCCCCCUGUACUUUGUGGACUUGCAGGAUGACUUAGACGACUAUGGAUUUGAAGAUUGUGGUCCAGACUGUGACAACGGGAAGGUCACGGCUUUCUUGGACAUCCCUGGCCACGAUAAGCUGCCCCUGCUCACUCGCUUGGAAAAGCGUGCGUUCAGCGAGGAUGUCUUCAGCCGUCAGAUUGUUGCCAGAGGAUUGCUGGAUGUCUUCCGGGACGUCAAUGGCAGUGACAAGGACACCCUGGCAGUGAUGGAGGUGGCAGUCCGACUGUCAGAAGAUGCAGAGCCCACGGUGCGGACUGAGCUGAUGGAGCAAAUCCCUCCCAUCGUCACUUUCUUACGGGAAAGCAGGUUGGAUUUUCCUGUGGUGGUCUCCCAGCACCUCGUGCCUGUGAUAGCACGGUACCUGGCGGACGUGGACAAGCAGGUCAGAAAAUCCAGCCAGGAAGUGCUGCUGGCUCUUCUGGAGCAAGAUCUAAUUGCCCAGUGUGACAUUGAAGGCAAAGUGUGUCCUGUUCUGCUGGAGCGCUCUGGCCCUGACUGUGAUGAUGAGUGCAGAGCAGAGGCCAUGAGUGGACCAUCAUGGACCAUCUCAUUUCCUUCAGCUGCCGCCCCUCUGUUGACCUGUGCAGGUGACGCUGUGUGCUUGACCCUCUCUGUGAACUACAGUUCAGAGCUGCAGACAAUCUGCAGAAUGGCGUCCAUGGUGCCCAGGAACACAUUCACGAGCCUGCUGCUGCCUCGAUUCUGUGAGCUGUGUGCCGACAACAAACUCUUCCAAGUUCGGAAGGUAUGCGCCACGCAUUUUGGCGAUAUUUGUCAUGCUGUUAGACAAGAAGCCACUGAGAAAUUUCUGAUACCAACGUUUUUUGAGCUCUGCUCGGAUAACAUGUGGGGGAUGCGGAAAGCAUGUGCAGAGUGCUUCAUGGCCGUGUCCUACAAUACCUCCCCUGAGGUCCGCAGGGCCCAGCUCUCGCCUCUCUUCAUCAAACUCAUCAGUGAUCCCUGCCGAUGGGUGCGCCAGGCUGCCUUUCAGUCCCUCGGCCCCUUUAUCUCCACAUUUGCAAACCCAUCCCGGGCUGGUCUGUACAUUCGAGAGGAUGGCACCCUGAGCAUCAGGCCUCCGAGCCAAGAGGUGGAAUCUGACUUUGCCUCUGGACCACCCAGCACUCACAGUGCCUCCUCCUUAGCCGGUUCUAAAACACCUGUGCACAUGGAGCCAGAUCUGCUUCCAGAAUGUGCCUCAGUCGAGACCAGUCAUCUGCAUGACAGCAGCUCUUCCUCACACACAACAGAAAACCGGUCCGGGAGCCCUUCAUCAGCCAGAGCUGAAAUGACUGUGAUAUCUGCAGGCAACAGCUCCUGCCCAGAGCUCCCAGGUGUCAGUGGCUGCCCCAGCGACAGUCACCCUGAAGCAGGCCCAGGGACUCCCGAGGCCAUGUUCAGCACUUACCUGUAUUGGCGAGCUCCUCUGCCUGACAUAAGUGAGGAUGUGGAGGUCCUUCUGAGUGAGGCUAGACCCCUGGAAGAAAACCACAGCGGACCUGAGGCCUCUUGUGACAGCUGUGUGGCCAGGAGCGAGAUCCAGAAAGUCCUGCAGAGUCUACAGGGACAUCUGCUGCAGGACCCAGACAUUCAAGCUCAGGUUCAGGUAUUAUCUGCUGCACUGAGAGCAACACAGCUCGGCUCCACUAGUGAACCCGAGAGCAAGCAGACAGAAGGUCUAAAUGCAGAGUCCGUUUCAGAUCCCAGCCCUGCCUCUGACAAUCACAUCCUCCUGUCGGCUUCAUCAUCUCAGAAUGAGCUCUCCGUAGCCAGGAUAUUACAGAGCACAGAUCAAACUGAGCCUCAAAAUAGAGCCAGUGGGCAUCUGGGGACGGAGCAGGGGCAGGAACCUACCACGCUUGAGGAGAAUGAAUCCAAAGCCAGUGGGCACCUGGAGUCGGAGCAGAGGCAAGAAGGGACCGCGCUUGAGAAUAGGGCCAAAGUACAGGACGUAAUCCCUCAGCCUCUGCUUGACCAGUUCGUGUCCAUGACUGACCCAGCUAGAGCCCAGACUGUGGACAUGGACAUCGCCAAACACUGUGCCUACAGCCUCCCCGGGGUGGCCCUGACGCUGGGCCGGCAGAACUGGCACUGCUUGAAGGACACAUUCGAGACCCUGGCUUCUGACGGUCAGUGGAAGGUCCGACGGACCCUCGCCUUUUCCAUUCAUGAGCUGGCAGUGAUUCUCGGGGAUCAGUUGACGGCAGCUGACCUGGUACCCAUCUUCAACGGGUUUUUAAAGGAUCUGGAUGAAGUGCGUGUAGGGGUCCUUAAACACCUCUAUGACUUCCUAAAGUUGCUCCACAAGGACAAGAGGAGAGCGCACCUCCGCCAGCUGCAGGAGUUUGUAGUGACUGACAACAGCAGGAACUGGAGGUUUCGAUAUGAACUAGCAGAGCAGCUGAUUCUGAUCGUGGAUCUCUAUGGCCCCAGCGAUGUUCACGGUUACCUGAGGCACGUUGCCCUGAAGUUGUGUGCAGACAAAGUUGCUCAAGUGCGCUGGAUUUCCUUCAAACUAGUGGUGGUGAUACUUCGUAAGUUCUACUCCCAUGGUGCGAGUGCCCUGGGGCUCAGUUUCAUCCAGGAGCUCAUCUCCAGGUUCCGGCACUGCCCUAAGUGGGUUGGAAGGCAGGCUUUCGCUUGCAUCUGUCAGGCUGUGGUGAGUGAAGACUCUGUCCCUGUGGACCAGUUUGUGGAACACUUGCUUCCCAGCCUCCUGAGCCUGGCAUCGGAUCCUGUGCCAAACGUGAGGGUGCUGCUGGCCAAGGCCCUGUGGCAGACACUGCUGGAGAAGGCAUAUUUUAGAAAUGCCGGGGACCAUCAUCUUGAAGUUGUUGAAGAGACCCUCUUGGCUCUGCAGUCUGACCCGGACCAAGACGUCUCAUUUUUUGCUUCCCUAGAGCCAAAGAUGCAGAAUGCUGCAGACACCACUGUACUGGAAAACUAGAACUAGCACACUGUGGCGGGUGCACAGGGGUGGCUUCAGUGCACACAUGCCUGUAACUUGAAGGGGAUCUAAUUGUAUUGGCACUUGUGGAGGAGAUUUACUUGAGGUGAUGGGGCAGCCCUAUGCUUCCCACCCCUCCAGACCUGACCCUAGGCAGGUUACAAAGGCUGUGUGGAUCCAGGCACCAAUGACUCUCUGGCUUCCACACCAUCAGCUGUGGCCAUCAGUUUGCUUUUUAGGAGAGACUAUGUUACUUAAAAUCUCCCUGAGAGUCUGGUAUGAUUCUUCACACCUGUAGGCCUAGCACCUGGGAGGCUGGGGCAGGGAGAGCGAGAGUUCAAGGUCAAUCUAGAGAAUUCCAGGCCUGCCUGAGCUACAUAACAAAACCCUGUCCAAGGAAACCAAACAUAAGUACAUCCCCUCGCUAAUAAAGUAAUUUAGUAGAAGCUUGUACAUCUUCUCUGGGCUUGCUGCCCUAAUCCUUUCUGAGAAAAUGGGGUUUAUGGCAUUGUAUUUUAUCUCCAACUGAAAUACUGUACAUAUGUAAAUAACUUGACAGAAGGAUGAUAUAUGAAUGUAACACUAGCCUCCCUGGUGAAAAAUAUGUCCUGUGAAGUCUCCUCCUGCUUGUCCCGGAGCUGCUGCACAGCUGUCUUGAUGACCUUUGAACUGUGUCCUAGUAAAGAAUGGUUAGCUCUCUGAGGGCUCCGCUUGGGUAUUGAACUUUUGUUAGCCAUGCUACACUCAGAACGUCUCCCCCAGCUUCACCCUUUCCCUCUUCAGAGACUGAAAACAUGUGUUGGUCUUUGACAGCAGCCAAGUCAGAGGUUGUUUUUAAUUAGGACUCCAGAGGAGGUAGGGUGGGGGCUGAUUGCUGUAAUGCAUGGACAGUGACUUAACACUUUAGACUUCAAAAAAGAAAAGAGCAGAAAAAAAGCCAUACUUUUGACCAGAGCUUUCUAGGCACCAUUGUUUGGGAAUUCAGUUAUGUACUCUUUACAUUGGCUUAAAGUACAAAGAUCUUAGAUUUCCUACUUUUGGAUUUCAGAUGAACAGAAAGAUGCUGUAUAGUUUAAACAGAUUUUCAUUCACUAAUAAUUCUGUAUUCUGUAGACAUUUUCAUUAUGGUUCUGUACCUGUGUCUAUCCCAGCUUUGUGUUUCUGAUUUUAACAUGGCAAAGGUGGCAGAGCAGCCCAUGGGGCCCAGGAGCUUCUUUAAAAACAAAAAAAUAAAAUAAAAUAAAAAUAAAUAAAACCCUGUAAA